GUGGUUUUCUUCAAGAUGGCGGGGCUGCAAUUGAGGCAGUAUGGCGGCGCGUCGAGAAUUAAAAUAAUUUAGAAAGGUAACUUAGUUAGGUGCCAAUAGGAAAAGGCCGUGUCAUAUUUAUCGCUCCCAGAAGAUACCAGUGGAGGAUGAUCAGUGCCUAGAUCCUGUAUUAAGCUGAAUGCAUUGUGAUUUCCAAUAAUUGAGACAGUGAUUCUGAAAGCUGUCUACAUUAAUGAAAAGAACAAUGUAGUCAGCUUAGCAUUUUCACCUCUGGUACGUGGUCUAUACAGGGAUGUGCUUCUGCAUGCAUUCUGGGUUUAGAUAAGUCUCUCAACAGGUCAGAUUUUAGUAUAAAUUCUCAGUCUGUGUAAAGUUUUAGUUCGUGAUAGAGAAGAAAUGGAGAUAGAUGAUGUUCUACCCCCUCUCCCCUUGGAGCCACCUGAUGAUAUUGGCCGAGAUGAGGGCAGAGCACCUCCACCACCUCCCCUGCAAACGUCCAGUGACGCAGAGGUAAUGGACGUUAGCUCUGGUGGUGAUGGAUACACAUACACCCCAGGGGACGGGGAAGCCCAGCCACAGCAGCCCCACAGCAUGGGCUCAGUAACUUUCUGUAGCCACCUCUCAGAUGAGGCCAAUCCCAGUCCACCGUGCCCCAGAACAGCCCGCCACGCUCCCCCAGUCACCAAGUUUCUACCAGACCUCAAGCUGCUCAGAGAUGUUAAGAUCAGCGUAAGCUUCACUGAAAGCAGCAGUAGCAAGGACAGGAAGGUUUUGUACACGGGUGAAGGGCAGGAGGGAGGAAGCGAUGACUGCUUAGACAGCCUGAAUGGUGAGUUGCAUGACUCGACUAGUGAGCAGGAGGUAGCUGAGGGUAGCUCUGGAGCAGGAAACAUCGCAGGCAGGGCAUCGGACGAGGCUGAGGUAGACCUUGAAAACAAGGUAGUGUUCGCAGUCCUGGAUGAGUUGGAUGACUUCUACGAGAACUUCCUGGAUCAUGACAAUGGGGAACAUGGCGGCUUUAAGUCUGAGGUCAUUGUUCAGCAGGAGCAAGCAGAUGACGAGGCUGUGACUUACUCCUAUGAGGAGGAGUUUGACAAUGAUGUCGAUGCGCUGCUGGAGGAGGGCAUGCCAGUCCCAAAAAAGAUGCGUCCGGCAGAGGACAGAUAUGCCGGGGACAGUGAUCAUCAGUCAGAUGGUGAAGGAGGUGUUCAGCCCAUGAUGACCAAAAUUAAGACUGUCCUGAAGAGCCGGGGGCGUCCUCCCACUGAGCCUCUACCUGAUGGAUGGAUCAUGACAUUCCACAACUCAGGCAUUCCAGUCUACCUGCACAGAGAGACCAGGGUGGUGACCUGGUCCAGACCCUACUUCCUUGGGACCGGCAGUAUUAGGAAACAUGACCCUCCUACCAGCAGCAUCCCAUGCCUGCACUACAAGAAAAUGAAGGAACAAGAGGAAAGGGAGCUGAAUGGAGAGGGGACACUUAAUGUAGUGGAGUUUCCAGUCAAGACCGGUGAGGAGACCAAUGGUGAAGAAGGAUCUGGCAGGACAGAGGCUACAGCUGAGGAGCAGGAUGACGCCCCUCCCUCCAGUCUGACUGACGGUGGCCCAGACGGAGAAGGUAACAGCCUGCAGGCUAAAGACUCCGAGCCCUGUGACACUGCCCAAGGAGCCUUAGGACAAGUCAAGGCCAAGGUGGAGGUGUGCAAGGACGAGUCCAUAGAACUUGAAGACUUUCGCCUGUACCUCGAAAAAUGCUUUGACUUUGAACAAGUCACUGUAAAGAAGUUUCGUACCUGGGCUGAGCGAAGGCAGUUCAACAGAGACAUGAAGAGGAAGCAGGCAGAGUCAGAGAGACCUAUUCUGCCUGCCAACCAGAAACUCAUCACACUGUCAGUCCAGGAUGCACCCACUAAGAAAGAAUUUGUCAUCAACCCUAACGGAAAAUCUGAAGUUUGCAUCUUGCAUGAAUAUAUGCAACGUGUCCUCAAGGUUCGACCUGUUUACAACUUUUUUGAAUGUGAGAACCCAAGUGAACCCUUUGGAGCAUCAGUCAUUAUAGAUGGAGUUACCUACGGCACAGGAACUGCAAGCAGUAAAAAACUUGCCAAGAAUAAAGCUGCUCGAGCCACACUGGAAAUCCUCAUCCCUGACUUUGUGAAGCAGACCUCGGAGGAAAAGCCUGUUGAGGGCGAUGAACUGGAGUAUUUUAAUCAUAUCAGUAUAGAAGACUCAAGGGUGUAUGAGCUGACCAACAAAGCAGGACUACUUUCGCCAUAUCAGAUUCUUCAUGAGUGCCUUAAAAGAAACCAUGGAAUGGGAGACACCAGCAUUAAAUUUGAGGUGAUCCCAGGGAAAAACCAGAAGAGUGAAUAUGUGAUGACAUGCGGGAAGCACACUGUGCGUGGCUGGUGCAAGAACAAGAGGGUUGGCAAACAACUAGCAUCUCAGAAGAUCUUGCAGAUGCUUCAUCCCCACGUCAAGAACUGGGGCUCACUGCUGCGUAUGUAUGGCAGAGAGAGCAAUAAGAUGGUCAAGAAGGAGAACUCUGACAAGAGUGUGAUCGAGCUCCAGCAGUAUGCCAAAAAGAACAAGCCAAACCUUCAUAUCUUGAACAAACUGCAAGAAGAAAUGAGGAAACUAGCCAGACAGAGGGAGGAAACCAGGAAGAAGCCCAAGAUGACCAUAAUGGAGUCUGCCCAGCCAGGGAGUGAACCCCUCUGCACUGUUGACGUUUAAGUCUCUGAAUCACUGAUGAACCACGGCACUGAAACCCAGUCACUGUCUGACACCACCAUCCGUCACUUAAUUAUGCAUCACUGAGAUCCAAUGGCAAUAUAGUUAGACCAGGCCGGUAGAACUGCUUGCUUCCUUCGCCCACGUUUUAUUGGUUCAGCUGGUAGAUGUGAGGGUAGGACUAAAUGCACUAACGGACAGUAGAGCAAAUAUCUUCUACCUCUCUAGAUGCAUCCUCGCUAUGGCACUACAGGAGAAAAAAAAAAAAAAUCACCCGGGGCUGCAGAGAAGCUAACCUGACUUGAUAACAUAUGAACUGCAUCAAAAUAAAAAUGCAUGCUUCUUUGACCGCAAAAAAACACUGCACACCUUGGUUUUAUUUUGAAGUGUCGUUUUCAACGGUCACAAUCUUAGCGUGCCAGCUCCUAUUAGUUUUGUUUGUGCUUCAAGUAUUUGAAAGGGACUACUAAUACUUGUGUAUUUAUACCAUUCAUUUAAUUGGGAAACAACGUUACAUGUUUAUUGGGUAUUUUAAUGGUAGUGUUAUGGAUGUUUUGGGUGAUGAAUAGAAAAUAUGCCGUUUUGUUUUUCCUCCAAAUGGACAGUUGCUGUCUUGGUUUGCACGAUAAAAACAUGCGUUGUGAAGUGGUCACUUUUCAGAACUAUUGUUAUGCACUCGUGUCCUGUCAGAUAUUUUUGUUGACUGAUCAUGCUGUUGGUACAGGAACCAACUGCGUUUGGGAUUCUGGGGGUGACUUUUGUACGCGGAGGGACUUGUUGCCUUUUUUUUUCUCUUUUGCUUUGGCAUUACAAGAUACUGGCCCCCUGCUCCCCUGCAGUAAACCUAAGCACUGGGCCACAGAUUAUGGUCGUGUGUUUAAAGGCUCAUUUCUUUUAUGCUCUUUGUUCUUGCUAGCUUUUUAUUAAGGUACUUAUGUCAUGCACACCAACUAACCACUUGGUACAUUUCAGUAGCUUUUCAGUUUUGGUGCCCUUAAGAGAUCAUGUUGGCUACAUGUUGCCUUAGUUAAUUCAUUUCAUGAAGGGCUCAGAGUAUAUACUAAAUAUUGGACCUACACCCUUCAACAGGAAGUGGAAAGACCAAGCCCCCUUUACUUGAUAAAGCAUUUACUCUUUAGCCAGUUGGUAUUUUAAAGAAGACAGCCGGUUAAACAUCAGAUACUAUGGGGGAAAUGCCUACAGCAUGUGCAGAUUUUUAAGACUUGUCUUAAUGGAUUGUGUAUUUUGUGUACGUUUGCCAUCAUUGUGACAGUCGAUCAUAUUUUCUGACCACAGGUAGAAUACAUUUUUCAAAAGGCAGCCUUGCGAAAUGUAGUUGGUACACUGACAUGAGCAAAUUACGAUCAAGUCAUUUAGUCCGACACAAGCUGACGAAACUGUGUAUACCAAAGCUUACAUACAGUCUUAUGCAUUUUAUAGAAUAAUGUUGCUGCAAACUGUACAGUAGAAACAUCUAACACAGGACAAUACAUAGUCGUUACUUGCUGGAACAAAAUAGAAACUGCUGUGCAUUCUUUGUCAAGUAUUUGGCCUGUGGUUUUUCUACAGAACAUUCAAGGACACGCCACAGUUUAAACACCAGGCUGUAGUGAUAUUGUAGAUUGCUUUAAGAAUGUGCUUUCCCCUUUGUGUGUUUGUCGUCUUGCCAAGUGUGUGUCAGUGUGAGGAGGAAAAAAAAAUACUGCUUUUACAUGUGUUGCUGUUGAGUUGUACCAAUGUAUUGUUUGAGAUGUUGCUGCCUAGAAAAUGAAGUAUGUAUUGCAACCUCAGCUCCAUGACUUCAGUGAUAUUUGUAAUGCAAAAUAAAAUGUCUUGACUAAUGA
Molecule: messenger RNA, 4577 nt
Organism: Chelmon rostratus (copperband butterflyfish)
Lineage: Eukaryota; Metazoa; Chordata; Actinopteri; Chaetodontiformes; Chaetodontidae
Gene: dgcr8
Product: DGCR8 microprocessor complex subunit
Exons: 14
Coding region: 397-2736 (779 amino acids)
Biological process (GO): primary miRNA processing
Cellular component (GO): microprocessor complex
Molecular function (GO): double-stranded RNA binding; primary miRNA binding; identical protein binding
Source: RefSeq, a predicted model, not a curated record